AUGGCACACCUGACCGUCUACUGUGUCAUUUUGGCGAUAACUUCAGUCAAACCUCAUCAAAUUCCUCAUAUCAAUAACGUUUUUCUACAACCAGGAUAUACUUCGAAUAGUACGACAAUCAGCAAUCAAACCUUUAGUCAAUGUCUGUGCGCAUCCUCAUUAUCGUAUCCUGCAGUGAAUUGGUUUCCUAAUGGGACUUGCCAGGUGUUCUAUAGUUUUCCACCAACCUAUCGCAUUCGGUCAAUGACUGCAGCUCGUCUUUACUUUCCGCAAAAAACAUAUCCAAAUGCAAGUUUAUGUUGUAUGCCGGAUAUAAACUUCCUACUAAACAAAUUACAAUCAGCAAGCAUGACUCUCGCCAACAUAUCCAAUCCUCGCGAUAUGCUCAUCGAUGAUUCCGGCUAUUUAGUCACAGUAGAAAUGUCGCUAAAUUAUCUGCAUCGAUUUAGUGCCACAGAUCUAAGUUCAAUUAGUCGUACUGCUAUUCCAGGUUACUAUCAAAUGGCAGUAGCUUAUGACCAAGGUGUAUUUUACUCUACUCCAAAUGCUGGAGUUCUUAUGCAUGUCAUUAACAGUACAACACUUGCGCCGGUGUCGAACAUAACUAUGGCAUUGAUUAAAGAUCCGCGAGGUAUCUUAUUUUUGGACAAAAGUCAAACAAUGAUGGUUACUUCGAAUAAAAACCAAACUCUUUUGUUUUUCAAUCGGACGAGUAUUGUACCACCUCAAUACACUUACACUUACUCUCAAGUUGUUAAUAAUCUCAGUCCGCAUGGUGUAUGGUAUGUCAAUGAUUCCUAUUUUUACGUGACAUCGUACACUCAAAAGCUAGUCUUUGGUUAUAGCAAGAAUACUACUGCUGGUCAAUGGAAUGAAGCAUUAAUCGUCAAUGCAUCCAUGCUUACGACUUCCGGUGGUUCUACUAGUAUAGUCAUUGAUGAAUGCGGUCGAUUGUGGGUUCCUCAAGAAACGAACACUAUUUAUAUUUUUGAUCAACAAGGAGUUCUUUUAGGUAACUAUACAAUUCCAAGCCUAGCAGUUUCGUUCAUGAAAAUCGUCGAUAACUAUAUUAUGUAUUUAUCCGAUUGCGCUAAUAACCAAAUCAUGCGUAUCAAUCCGAACAUUCAGUGUUAA
Molecule: messenger RNA, 1134 nt
Organism: Adineta ricciae
Lineage: Eukaryota; Metazoa; Rotifera; Eurotatoria; Adinetida; Adinetidae
Source: the annotation of a GenBank genome assembly